Molecule: messenger RNA, 939 nt
Organism: Colletotrichum chrysophilum
Lineage: Eukaryota; Fungi; Ascomycota; Sordariomycetes; Glomerellales; Glomerellaceae
Exons: 1
Coding region: 1-939 (312 amino acids)
Source: RefSeq, a predicted model, not a curated record
AUGUCUCCGAUAGCAGAACCUCUCACCGAAGCCCAGAAAGAGCACUUCCGGACCACCGGCUGGCUGAAGCUAAGCAACUGUUUUACCAAAGAGCAGGCAGAAUGGUUGACAAAAGACGUCUGGACCCGUCUGGGCAUGGACCCAAUCGAUAGGUCAACCUGGAAGCACCGUACAAACAUGCCCUCCCACCGCACGUUCGACUGCUCCGAGUUCGCACCGAAAGCAUGGGCAGCCAUCUGUGAAGUCUGCGGCGGCGAAGACCGCAUCGCACCCGACUCGAAAUACUGGCGUGACUCCCUCAUCGUGAAUCUUGGCAGCCCCGAGUUUGAGGGGCAAGAACAGAACCCCAAGGACCUCGACAGCUGGCAUGUGGAUGGCGACUUCUUCGUCCAUUAUCUCGACUCCGCAGAGCAGGGCCUGCUCGUCAUACCCCUCUUUACGGACAUCGUCCCCGGCGGCGGCGGGACUGUGAUUUGCCCCGAAGCAAUUCCAAAGGUUGCGAAGCAUUUGUACGAACAUCCGGACGGGGUCUCGCCACGGAUGGUGCCACGGGGUCAUCCCGACUUUGCCGCAGAGAGGAACCUAAAUUGGUUCAACUCGCUUGCUGAGAGCUGUGGGGGUUUUUUCGAAGCUGUUGGGCAGGUUGGCGAUGUGUACCUCCUCCAUCCAUUGAUGCUGCACAGCGCGUCGAAAAAUCAGCUGCGGAAGUUGCGUAUCAUCACAAACCCGCCUGUGUCACUGAAAGAACCGCAUCGGUUCCAUCGACCGGACGGAUCAGACUUCAGCUUGGUGGAGCAGGCGACUCUGAAGGCUUUGGGUGUAAAGUCAUUGCCUGAGUGGGGGAUCACGGCGCCUAGGGAGCGAGUCAUUCCAGGAAGACUGAAGAUUCAAGAGCGCAUGAAACAGGAAGAGCUGAAGAGGCUUCAAGCUAGUGCAUAA